Leptidea sinapis is the source of this 1641-nucleotide messenger RNA. RefSeq lists its product as uncharacterized. Bases 37 to 1284 code for a protein of 415 amino acids. The transcript has 10 exons. Lineage: Eukaryota; Metazoa; Arthropoda; Insecta; Lepidoptera; Pieridae. The record is from RefSeq and is a predicted model, not a curated record.
GUACAGACGCACAACUUCCGCACACAAAACAUCAAAAUGGCGGUAAAAUUAAAGUUUAUCCUGCUGAUAAUUGCAGCGGUGGGUAGCGGAACUGCCAUGGACACGCAUCGAACACCUCGACAGAACGGCCCUGCGUUGAUCUUCACAGCGGGCAAUGGAGAGCAAUGCCUGGGAUCCGACAGGAGUACAGGUGGAGUUUGUUUAUCCAGGAACCAGUGCAACACUCAGGGAGGAAAGGCCAUUGGAUUCUGUGGAGUGUUCGCAACAUGUUGCUCAUUGAACGCGUGCGACGUCCGGACCAACACGAAAGUUGCCGUGUUCAUCAACCCUCCUCUCAACAGAGAGUCCUCAGGGUUGGAGUGCUCUUACAACGUGGAGAUCAACAACAACAACGUGUGUCAGAUGAGGAUCGACUUUGAGACCUUCAACCUGGCACCCCCCACUACUGUAGAAGCAGUUGAAAACGUUACAAGUCGACCGGGAUAUUCCUGCCGCAAUGAUAUCUUCCAGGUCACCAACCUGCAGGCUAACUCCGACAUUCUGCCGCCUCUGUGUGGAGACAAUAAUGGACAACACAUGUAUGUCCGGGUGAACGCGUCGACCAACAGCCGGUCAAUCCGGAUCAACUUCAAGAUCGCCGACAGAAACACUCAGCCGAACUUACCGCAGGCCACUUGGAAGAUCAAGGUCACACAGCUGGAGUGCUUCAACACUUUAGGGAAGUAUCGCGACGGUUUCCUGGAAGCCAUCACCUCCUCGCUGCCGUCCACUCCACUCUCAUCAUCAGCCGACCGAGAUGAAUACCUGAUUGCACCGCCCGGCUGCCUGCAGUACUACCCGGACCGAACAGGAGCCUUCGAGUCAUUCAACUACAACCGAGGAGCCGGGCCUUACAUAGCCAACCUGGCUUAUGCCACGUGCUUCAAGAAGACACCAGACGUGUGUGGCAUCAAAUUAACUGCAGCCAGCUUCGAGAUGGCCUUCCGUGACGACACAAACAUGUACUUGGAUACCGACUGCCAGACGAACCCGGUGGUGCAAGGAUCCAGCCAGUCUGAGGACUACCUGUUCAUCCCCGAGGCGGAGACAGCUGACGGUCUACGUGGCUCCAAAUAUUGCGGAUCUAGUGCUUCUGAUCAAAUCAUUGCAUCAACGCCACCUGGGCCGCUGUACGUGCAUUUCCAUAGCGACAACUUAGUCACAACUGACAUCAACGAGUCCGGCUACAGAUUCAAUUAUAACGUCCUAAACAACUGUUAUCUCAGAACAAAUACUUUCCCGUAAUAGAUGGCGCUGUAAUAAAAUUAUAUAACAUGACUCCCAGUACUUUUAUAGCUAUUUUACAUAUAGUAUUUAAAUAGAAAACCUUUUUAGAAUUACAAAACAAAAGAAACAUCACUUUAAGUGUUUCUCGAAUCUCUCCCAAUUGAAAAAAGGGUUUAGUAGGUAAUGCUGAUGAAACACAGAUGGCGUUACUCGGUAUAGGCUCAAGUGUUGCCAUAUCUUGCUGUAGGUAGUGCUUUUAUUUAUUUAAUAAGAUUAAAAAUUGUAUUUAAAGAAAUAAGGGAACUAGAUGUUGCAUUUAUUUUUGUCAAUAAGUAGAUGUUUAAGAUAUUUUUUGAAUAAAAUUCUAAAAAUAAA